CUAAUAAGAAGUUGGUCAUAAAAAUUCAUUCAUCAGAAAAAUAACUAACAACAUAAUGUAAAUACAAGAUUCUUUUUCACUUGAAGUUAAUCUUUGUUAUUUGCAUAACUUAUUGUUUAUAAUUUUCCCUGAAGGGGCUAAACCUCUGGUCACCCUAUGUAGAUUAUAAUGUUUUUAUGGAGAAGCAUUGAUUGGCUUUUUUUCUGAACUUCAGCUGCAACUUUUGGGAUCUUAACCUUCCUGACACCACAACUUUUCCAUCCAGGUAUCAUCUUAUUUGACCUCUGAACCCUUUCCAACAGUUCAGAGUUUUUCCUAAGUGCCUAGGUAGCGCUGUAGUAUCGAACAUUGGCUUACGGAACCGUUUGACGCGGAAAGAUAAAUGUCAGUUGGUCGUACGGGAUAUCUGUGUUGAAAGUUGUAUGUGGGAACAUUGUCUAAAGAAACGUUGCGAUGACGGAACUGCAACCACUUGAUAACAGUCACGCUGGAGUUUCAUAUGCAAUUGAUGAAACGAAACACGAGGUGAAGACAGAAAGAUGUGGUGUUCUAAGCGUUUUUACUCAGGGUUCCACCAAAAACAUUACAGACAAUACACCCGUAUUUUUGACCGUUCAUGACAUGGGAAGCAAUCACACAGAAUUCCAUUCUUUCAUUGAGCACCCAUCCAUGGCACGAAUCAAGGCUAGAUCAUUGUUUAUUCAUGUGGACGUUCCAGGACAGGGCCUUGAUUCAACUGAUCUCCCUUCUGAUUUUACCUUUCCAUCCAUGCAACAAAUUGCAGAAGAUAUUGUUUCUGUCCUUGAUUACUUUCAAGUCAAGUAUGUUGUGACUUUUGGUGAAGGAGCUGGGGCCAAUAUUCUUGCAAGAUUUGCUAUGGCAUUUCCUGAUCGAUGUCUUGGAAACAUUUUACUUCAUUGCACUUCAACAGUAGCAGGAGUGAUGGAGUACUUCAAUGACAAGGUCAUGAACUGGAAGCUGCAAACUAUUGGCAUGCAUGCUACAGCAGAGCAUUAUCUUGUGUUUCAUAAAUUUGGAAUGAUAAUAGCAGAGGAAAUUGAACGAGCUGAUAAUAAAGAUAAAGUCAUCAAGGAGUACAUUGACAAACUGCAGAGUCGGAUCAAUCCUAAGAACCUGCGUCUUUAUGUUGAAGCUUUCCUUUCACGUACAGAUAUUUCAGGUCUAUUAAAAGAACACAUGAAGGUCGACACCUUGUUGGUGACUGGAGCUAAGGCUUCUCACCUGCAUACAGUUCAUACAAUGCACUCUCACUUGGAUCCUCGUUUUGCUACCCUUCUAAAAGUAGAUGAUGUUGGUGAUGUCUUGCAUGAAGCACCUGACAGCUUAGCUCAUAAUCUGCUACUGUUUUGCCAAGGACUGGGUUUAUUUAGUACACUGCCUAUGUCCCGACAGUCAUCUUUCUCAUAAAGGCCACGGAUGAAUGCAGUCAAUAUAUAUGUUGUGCUCUUUCAGACUUGCAGAAAUGUGAGGUGACAGUGGACUUCAAAAAAACAAAUACUCUCACUUAAAAUCAGAGAAGACAUUUAGAUAUCAUAAAAGUGUUCUUUACAUUAAAGUGUUAUUGUAUUCUGUGUUGAAUGUUACAGAAUUUCUAUUUCAUUUUUUAAUUAGUUUAUCUUGAUUUGUUGACAAACAUUUCUUGUUAAGUUGAACCAUUGAUAAGUUUGUCCUUUUUAACAGUUAUCUUAAAUAUAUAGUUCUUAUACUGAUUGCAGAUUUAGAUUUGGUCUCAAUGUAUGUGUUUUAAUGUUCAGAAUGAAGUAAUUACAUUUAAAGAGCUUCUACAGAAGGUCAGAUGUUUUAGAAUAGAAAUCACAAUAUUUUUAUGGAUUGACAAUUUUGAUUAGAAUAUCACUCAAUAAACAUGUAAUGUAAGCUUUCUUUUUAUUUUAUACAAAUGCAAAUUCUAAUUUGCAAUGAUAUGUAAUGUACCUUUCCUAUUUUGUAUUAGAAAAGGUUUUGCUCUUGGUUUUUGUGAUCUUACGUCACUAGUUUUAUUUUAACAAUAAAUUGAAUACAGAUUUUACUUUCACGACAACUGUACAACUUACUGAGGUUCAUAAAACAGUAUUUUAUAUUUUUGACCAGAUAUACACAUACUAUAUUCUUAUAUACUUCUAUAAACAGAGUAAUGACUUGAAUUUCAUAUGUGCCUGAUUUGUGUUUUUUCCUAACACAAAAAAUAUUAUUAAAGCUACAAAGUAUAUUUAACAUACAGUAUUACAGUUAACUUCUGUGAGGAUUAGUUAUGAUGGAUUUGGUAUUUGUUAAAUAAAGUUUCUCCUACCUAA
Molecule: messenger RNA, 2312 nt
Organism: Limulus polyphemus (Atlantic horseshoe crab)
Lineage: Eukaryota; Metazoa; Arthropoda; Merostomata; Xiphosura; Limulidae
Exons: 16
Coding region: 454-1428 (324 amino acids)
Biological process (GO): signal transduction
Cellular component (GO): cytoplasm
Source: RefSeq, a predicted model, not a curated record